Aplosporella prunicola CBS 121167 is the source of this 1170-nucleotide messenger RNA. RefSeq lists its product as uncharacterized. NCBI's taxonomy places the organism in Eukaryota, Fungi, Ascomycota, Dothideomycetes, Botryosphaeriales, Aplosporellaceae. Bases 1 to 1074 code for a protein of 357 amino acids. The record is from RefSeq and is a predicted model, not a curated record. The transcript has a single exon. Gene Ontology annotation, molecular function: heme binding.
AUGAUUUUCGGUAUCACUGUGCUUGUGAUAUCCUUUUCCUUCUUGGUAUAUCACCAUCCGCCGCGGACAUGGGCUGCGUUCCUGCGGGAUCUACAGACGAAGCGCAUCCCGCCACCAGGGUCCACAAAGCCGCAAGAUGAAUCAAACAAGGAGUCUCGCGCGCCAGAGCCGCCAAAGCCUUCGCCGCAGGAACAGCCUCCCAGACCCGCGACUCCGGUGAAGAUUCAGCUUCCAGAUGCCACAUCCGAAGAGGCCGCCGACUCCUCGCAGACCACGCCCAAAGCCUCGGGCUUACCAGCCGUUCCAUCUUUUGCCGUAGCAGAUCAUGACGAUGCGAAAUCGGAUUCCGAAGACGAAGACAACCUGCCCCCGCCCCAGUUCCCCGCGCUGAAUUCCGCGCAACGAGCCUCCGGCCCCGCACCCCGCGCUCCGCCGACUCUGAAACCACUUGAGAGCCCCGCCGCCCCCUCUCUCAUGCUUCCACCCGCGCGUCCUAUGCCGAAUAGCAGCCUCCAGGCUCAGCGCGGAGGAGGACUUAUGCCGCCUCCUUCGCGCCCAACCCCCGCUCCUCUCCGCGGUCCCUCUGGCCCUCUUCCGAACAGAGGGCCGUCCGGUGGUGGCAACAGCUUAGGCCUCCCCACGACAGCUCCCGUCAAGGUGCCAAACCCACGGCAGAAGGUGCUUUUGACGCCGGGACAUUCUCCCCUCGAUUGGGCCGCGCUUUGCAAGUCCUCGACGAACUUGUCAGGAGUUAGCUCUCUGCAGCGCGUAACGCCCUCGAUGCUGAAGGCGCAUAAUGGGCGCAAGAACAGGGCGACGGGAGAGGUCAUGCCGGCUUGGUCUAGCUACGGGGGCAAGGUAUACAAUAUCACGCCGUAUCUGCCGUUCCAUCCGGGCGGAGAGGGAGAGCUGAAGCGCGCGGCAGGAAAGGAUGGCGAGAAGUUGUUCCACGAGGUGCAUCCGUGGGUUAACUGGGACAAUAUGCUGAGCGAUUGCGUUGUUGGAAUACUAGUGCCGGAACACGGGACUGAAGAAAAUGCGAGUGAGGGUGGAGGGUUGGAUGAUAUGGAUUGAACGGCAGUGCGACUUGCACAGUCAGAGGAGGCUUCAAAGACUCUUUGCAUGAUACCCGAGCAUAGGUUUAGAAGGAGCGACGGCUAUUUGAUAGAG